Molecule: messenger RNA, 1092 nt
Organism: Lachnellula hyalina
Lineage: Eukaryota; Fungi; Ascomycota; Leotiomycetes; Helotiales; Lachnaceae
Product: Sphingolipid delta(4)-desaturase
Exons: 3
Coding region: 1-1092 (363 amino acids)
Biological process (GO): ceramide biosynthetic process
Cellular component (GO): membrane
Molecular function (GO): sphingolipid delta-4 desaturase activity
Source: RefSeq, a predicted model, not a curated record
AUGGCAAUCAUUAAAGCGCAUCCUGAAGUAACGAAACUCUGCGGACCCGAACCCCUAACAAAAUACCUCGUCCUCUCCGUCGUGCUCCUCCAAACCAUCACAGCCUACUUACUGCGCAACACGCCUUUCUGGAGCUGGACCAUGUGGGGCACGGCAUAUGUGAUCGGGGCGACGGCGAACCAGAAUCUGUUUUUGGCGAUCCAUGAGAUUAGCCAUAAUCUGGCGUUUAGAAGCGCGAGGGCUAAUAGAGUACUGGCUGUGGUGGCGAAUUUGGGGAUUGGGGUUCCUUAUAGUGCGAGUUUUAGGGUGAGUGGGCUUGUUUCUGUUUGCGUUUUUGGGGUUGGAAGAGGGAGAGGGGGCGGUGUCUUGGGGAGUAGUGAUGGAGAAGAGAAGAGGAGACCAUACCACCUAACGCACCACAAAUCCCUCGGCGUCGACGGUCUAGACACCGACCUCCCCACCUCCCUCGAAGCCUUAUUCCUCGACUCCAUACUCGGAAAAGCAUUCUUCUGCACCUUCCAGAUCCUCUUCUACGCCGUACGGCCUAUCUUCAUCUACCAAGUCCCCUUUACCUCCGUCCACAUCUUCAACAUCGCGACACAGCUAUCCUACAACUACCUACUCGUUCAUUUCUCGUCUUGGAACGCGCUGUGGUAUCUCAUCCUCAGCUCUUUUCUGGCAGGGAGUCUGCAUCCGUGUGCGGGCCAUUUCAUCGCUGAGCAUUACCUCUUCGACGCUCCCACGGCCUCAUCCCCAUCCUCUUCGGCUAAGGAUGGGAAAACCGUGCAAACAGAUCUCCCAGAAACGUUCUCCUACUACGGAAUCCUGAACCUCGUCACCUACAACGUAGGCCUGCAUAACGAGCACCACGACUUCCCCGCCGUGCCCUGGAGUAGACUGUGGGAGCUACACCGCAUCGCGAACGAGUUCUAUGUGGAUUUACCCGGGCAUAAAAGUUGGGUUAAUGUGAUCUGGCGGUUUAUUGGCGAUAAGGGCGUGGGGAUGCGGUGUCGCGUUAAGAGGAGGGAGGGGGGACGGCUUGUGGGUGGGAAAGGAGGGGCUUGGAAGGAUGCCGAGUUGGAGGUUUUGUGA